Molecule: messenger RNA, 1121 nt
Organism: Pogonomyrmex barbatus (red harvester ant)
Lineage: Eukaryota; Metazoa; Arthropoda; Insecta; Hymenoptera; Formicidae
Product: serine/threonine-protein phosphatase Pgam5, mitochondrial-like
Biological process (GO): positive regulation of mitochondrial fission; peptidyl-threonine dephosphorylation
Cellular component (GO): mitochondrion
Molecular function (GO): protein serine/threonine phosphatase activity
Source: RefSeq, a predicted model, not a curated record
GCCGGAAAGAUCAAAUUAGGUUAAAUUGCUGUUAUUUGAGCAAAAGUAACUGUUAAUUUCUUCAUCUCUCUCUUUGUAUGUACGUAAAAUGCCGUCAGCUUCGCAAUUGCACAUGUGGGCUCUAGGACUCGGCACGGUGAGCGGCGCGAUACUGUAUUAUUACAACACGCACGGCCAUGCGGAUCCGCUACGUGUAUACAAUUCGUGGACGACGAAUUAUACACCCUCGAUGAAGUGGGACCACAACUGGGAUAGGCGGGAUCCAAAAAGCUUGGUAAAGCCGAUGCAGAUAAAGGAUGAGAACGACGAGAACAAGUACAAUGAAAAAUUUGAAGCAAAGAGAGCAAAGGCUGUGCGACACAUACUCUUGAUUCGUCAUGGACAGUAUCAUACGGAUGGAAAAACAGAUGUUGAGAGAAUGCUGACUGAACUUGGCAGAAAGCAAGCUGAAGCAACGGGAAAGAGGUUAGCAGAAUUAAACUUGCCUUACUCAUUGAUAGUAAGGUCUACAAUGACACGCGCUUUGGAAACUUCUCAAAUUAUAGAAAAGAGUCUUAUAAAUGUACCAGUUGAAGAUGAUAGUUUGUUAAUCGAAGGUGCACCUAUACCUCCGGAACCACCUAUUGGUCAAUGGAAAUCUGAGAAACAUUUCUUCCAAGAUGGGCCCAGAAUAGAAGCAGCAUUUAGAAAAUAUUUUUAUCGUGCGGAUCCUAAUCAAGAUCAUGAUUCCUACACUGUUCUUGUGUGUCAUGCAAAUGUCAUCAGAUAUUUUGUUUGUCGAGCGUUACAGUUUCCACCAGAAGCUUGGCUACGAAUAUGCUUGAAACAUGGAAGUAUUACUUGGCUUUGUAUUCUUCCUAGUGGCAGAGUUACCCUCUUUUGUCUAGGGGAUACUGGACACAUGCUACCACAAAAUUUAACAUCUAGCUAAAAACGUGUGGCUUAAAUGAUACCUAGGUUGAUCACUGAUAUAUACAUAUAAGAUUGCAUUCCAUGUGAUGUAUAAAUCUAUUUGAUAUCAUCUUUUUCAAGGAAAUAAUUCAUUUGUCAUGUGACUGUCGCGUUAAUGCAAUUGUAUACAAGAAAAAAUUCUUAUAAAUAAAAUAAUAAUAAGAACCGGA